This is a messenger RNA of Panicum hallii, 1018 nucleotides long. RefSeq lists its product as uncharacterized. NCBI's taxonomy places the organism in Eukaryota, Viridiplantae, Streptophyta, Magnoliopsida, Poales, Poaceae. The transcript is spliced from 6 exons. Bases 193 to 456 code for a protein of 87 amino acids. The record is from RefSeq and is a predicted model, not a curated record.
GCCGCGCGAGAGCUCUGUCUGAUCCCCACCCUCUCUCCCCCGUACGAACUCUAUAUAAACAAACAGGCUUGCCCUCCGCAGCACACGCGCUUCGUUCCUCCUCGUCCCUCGCCUUCGCCUCCUCUCCGUCUCCCUGCAGAGAGAGCACCGCAAGUUGCAGGCAAGGGGGAGAUAGGAGGGACAGAGCAGGAGAUGGCAGGCUGCGACGGAGCCAGGUCACCGGCCUCCAAGGAGGAAGAGGCAUGCGUUGAGAAGAAGUACGGAGGAAUUGCACCCAAGAAGCCUUUGAUAUCCAAGGACCACGAGCGCGCCUACUUCGAUUCAGCAGACUGGGUGCUCGGAAAGCAAGCUGCCAAUAGCAGCACAAGGGCCGCUGUUGAGUCUCUGAAGCCCAAGCUGAAGAGAACUCCUCACCACCAGCUCCCCCCUCGCAAGCCGACCUGCGCUUCCAGCUGAGACGCACGGUGAGCUGGCUGGCCUCCAAUCCAAAAGCCUGAAGCACUUAGCUCGUAGUAGCAUGACGCGCAGCUACAUGCAAAAGCACCGCAAGAAAUGACCAGGUUCUGUGUUCGUGCAGUGCAGCUGCUGGAGCGAGUGCUCGAUCGGAGGCAAGCAAGGGAGAAUGCAUGAUUGAGCUUGGAUAAUGUUUGGUUCGUCCGAAAUCGUAGGGACGGAUCAGAAGCUCGAGGUGCACUCUGGCUACUAGCUUGUCAGUUGCAGCCUCUAUUAUGUUUCUCAUCAGAAACGGAUUAAUUAUCGGCAUCAUGCUUAAGUUAGAUGGUCCUUGGUGUCAGGGGCGGACCCAGCUUUUGACGAAGACUGGGGCCAAACGAGUGGAACGAGCUGUGCCCUGUGGACUGGGCUUCUUUUUUCUGGGCCAAAACGAGGCGGGGUGCUGGUGGUUACUGGGCCACGACUAGGGCCACGGCCCGGGUGGCCCUAGUGGCAGGUCCGCCCCUUAUUGGUGUAUGAACUAAAAGUUUUCUCGUUUCGGAAGAAAAAAAACAUUUGUCCAUUA